UUCACUUUUGUGUUUACAACAUGAUGUGGUGAAGCCGUUGCAUGGAAAUAUUUGCCGUAUCAGUUAGUUUUAAAAAAAAAAAACCCAGCUCCAUUUGUAUGUAUGGUAACAUGCUAGUUGGUUUGUUUUACUUUCGGUGUUUCAGAUUAAGUCACUUAUCAUAAUUUGAAUGAAUCCCUCCUGAAGCAUUUCAGCCCUUGAAGAUGUCUGAUGCUUGCUCUGAACCUGCAGGAGCCAUCAAGGCCAUUGACAGGCACUCAGUGCAUCAGAUCUGCUCAGGACAGGUGGUGCUGACUUUGUCCACAGCUGUCAAAGAGCUGGUGGAGAACAGCAUUGAUGCAGGGGCUACCAACGUUGAUGUCAGGCUGAAGGAGUGUGGAACUGAACUUGUGGAAGUGUCAGACAAUGGCAAAGGAGUAGAAGAGGCCAACUUUGAAGGGCUGACAUUGAAGCAUCACACAUCAAAGCUGAGGGAUUUCUCUGAUCUCAUCCAUGUGGAAACAUUUGGUUUCAGAGGUGAAGCCCUCAGCUCUUUGUGCGCUCUGAGUGACCUGAGUGUGGUGACGUGCCAUGAGUCCAGCCAGGUGGGGACCAAGCUGGUGUUUGACCAAAAAGGCCACCUAGUGCAGAGGUCACCCCAUCCACGGCAGCAAGGCACCACAGUCAGCCUGCAGCAGCUCUUCUACACCCUGCCUGUUCGACACAAGGAGUUCCAGCGCAAUAUUAAGAAGGAGUAUGCAAAAAUGCUCCAUGUGCUGCAGUCCUACUGUGUCAUCUCUACAGGAGUGCGUAUUACCUGCUCCAACCAAAAUGGGCAGGGAAAGCGCAGCACAGUCCUCAGCACCAGUGGCAGCCAGAGUAUGAGAGACAACAUAGGGGCCAUAUUUGGACCAAAACAGCUACAGAGUCUCCUGCCUUUUCAGCAAGUGUCUCCAGCAGAAAAUAUUAUUGAAGAAUACGGACUCAAAGAAGCAGAUUUACCCAAACAGCUUUUUUCUAUUACAGGGUUUGUGUCACGAGGGGACCACGGUGUUGGGAGAAGUGCCACAGACAGGCAGUUCUUUUUCAUUAACAACCGGCCAUGUGAUCCUCUUAAGGUGACCAAACUUGUGAAUGAAGUGUACCAUAUGUACAACAGACAUCAGUAUCCAUUUGUCGCCUUGAACAUAGCUGUAGCCUCUGAGUGUGUGGACGUGAACGUAACCCCGGACAAGCGGCAGAUCUUCCUUCAGGAGGAGAAACUCUUGCUGGCUAUUCUGAAGACUUCUCUCAUAAACAUGUAUGAGGCUGGAGUCAAUAAGAUCAGCCUGAACUAUACACCCAUACCCAGCACCAAUACAACGUCUAAAAUCUGUCAGGUUGUUCCAUCUAAUGAGAACAUGCCAGAACCUGGAGAGGAUAUGCAACCAGUGAUUGAGAGCCCAAAGUCGUCACUCAACCUUGCUGGCUUAAAAGCUGCCUUUUCAAGCCAUAAAAGCUCCAAUUUUGGGAACAAAUCAGGUGUGGCAAAAGCUGCCAACACACAGAAAACACUACAGUCUUUUUUUACAGGCAAACCUCCAGCCUGCAGCCCAACUGUAACAUCUCCUGUGAAACCCACAAGACAUCUCGCUAAACCAUCCCCAGUGGGAAAAUCAGUGCUAGAUGGGUUUAGGUACGGAAGGAUGAGCGAUGAUACAGACUCUGAAAAAGACAGCGCUGUGUCCAGCUGUGACGUCACCACAGCAACACCAGAUAAUCAGUGUUCUGGCCGUGAGUUCAGCUCUCCUGAACCAGCCACUGACAGUGUUGAAAAUGAAACAUUGGAAGAAACGUCAGAGAACAGUCACACUGUUCCUGAAGAUCCAGAGUUACAGACUGAGCCGUGCACUUCCAGUGGGGACUGUACUGUGAGCCCAGAUGCCAAGAGGGCCAGGACAGAGAAACCACAUUUCCCAGCAGAACACAAAUCCAACACUUUUUAUAAAUCCUCCUCGACGGUGGAUGCUCCAGUCUGCAUUCAGAAGAGGACGGUGCCUCUCCGCUUCUCAUUACAAGAGCUGGCGGGGAAGUUUAAGAGGUUAGAGGACCGGCAGAAACAGAGGACUGAUGAGGAACUGUGCUAUCGCCGCUUCAGGGCCAAAAUCAACCCUGGAGAAAAUCAAAGUGCAGAGGAAGAGCUCAAGAAGGAGAUCAGUAAAGACAUGUUCAAACAGAUGGAGGUCAUCGGCCAGUUCAACCUGGGCUUCAUUAUCGCCAAACUCAACUCGGACAUCUUCAUGAUUGACCAGCAUGCCACAGAUGAGAAAUACAACUUUGAGAUGCUGCAGCAGCACACUGUGCUCCAGGGACAGAAGCUCAUAGUCCCUCAGAAGCUUCACCUCACUGCUGUCAGUGAAAACGUACUGAUGGAGAACAUUGAGAUCUUCAGAAAGAAUGGCUUUGAAUUUAUUAUCGAUGAGGAUGCUCAGGUUAUGGAAAGAGUUAAGCUGGUGUCUCUGCCCACCAGUAAAAACUGGACAUUUGGCCCAGCUGACAUUGAAGAGCUGAUCUUCAUGUUGAGCGACAGCCCGGGGGUCAUGUGUCGACCAUCACGCGUCAGGCAGAUGUUUGCCUCUCGAGCUUGUCGAAAAUCUGUAAUGAUUGGCACUGCUCUGAGUGUCAGUGAGAUGAAGAAGCUCCUGGUGCAUAUGGGGGAGAUUGAGCAUCCAUGGAACUGUCCUCACGGCAGGCCUACCAUGAGACAUCUCACCAACCUGGACAUCAUCUCACAAGACUGAUCAUGUCAAGGAACAACUCUAAUUUACACCGGCUUAAUGUUCCUGUUUCUGCCAGCCAUCUGAUACGGAGAAGACUGAAUCCAAACCAUAGAUACUGUAGUUUUGUAUAGUUCAAAUCAUUGACUGUUCAUUGUGUUGUUCUUACUGUUGCUUUUAUUUGUAUUUUGCGUCACAAAAUUAUAUUUUUCAUAUUUUUAGCACCCAAUUAACAGGGUAAAUA
This is a messenger RNA of Epinephelus fuscoguttatus (brown-marbled grouper), 2979 nucleotides long. RefSeq names its product PMS1 homolog 2, mismatch repair system component (gene pms2). The coding region runs from base 204 to 2759 and encodes 851 amino acids. The record is from RefSeq and is a predicted model, not a curated record. The transcript has 15 exons. Gene Ontology annotation, molecular function: mismatched DNA binding; ATP-dependent DNA damage sensor activity; ATP binding. Gene Ontology annotation, biological process: mismatch repair. Gene Ontology annotation, cellular component: MutLalpha complex. Lineage: Eukaryota; Metazoa; Chordata; Actinopteri; Perciformes; Serranidae.